Molecule: messenger RNA, 663 nt
Organism: Coccomyxa subellipsoidea C-169
Lineage: Eukaryota; Viridiplantae; Chlorophyta; Trebouxiophyceae; Coccomyxaceae
Exons: 7
Coding region: 1-663 (220 amino acids)
Biological process (GO): regulation of translational initiation
Cellular component (GO): cytoplasm; eukaryotic translation initiation factor 3 complex
Molecular function (GO): translation initiation factor activity; ribosome binding
Source: RefSeq, a predicted model, not a curated record
AUGGGUGCGGAUGCACAGGCCACAUAUACUGGAGCUGCAGGGUAUGAUCCGAACCGCCUAGCGCAGCUGGAGGAGAAUGUGUCGGACCAGGUGAAGAAGGGAACUUACGACGUGAAUGCCAAUCUGGCCCUAUUCCGCCUGUACAACUUCGCGCCAGAGAAGGCGAACAUCCAGGCAAUGGCCACCGUGCUGAUCAAGGCCCAGAUGCAGUUGCCAAACCAUGACUUUGCGCAGCUGCUGCACUUGAUACCAGAACGCCUUCAGGAGGAGCAGCCUGUGGCAGCCUUGAUAGCUCUCACGCAGCACUUGGAAGGCGCCAGAUUCCAGGCCUACUGGCAGGCAGCAGACAGCUGCAGAGACAUCUUGUCCUCUGUGCCGGGUUACCAGGAUGCCAUCAGGGCAUACAUCGCCCUGGCCAUCAGCAGCACAUGCCAGAAAUUCAGCAAACAGCUGCUGGGAGAGUGCCUCAUGCUGGACGGACCAGCUAUCACCAAGCUGAUUCAGGAAAAGAAGGGCUGGACGGAAACAAAGGCGCAGAAUGGACGCGAGAUCGUACUCUUCCCAAGAAUUGAGCAAAGUGCAGUCAGGACUCAGGGCACAGCACAGGGUGGCAUGAAGAUUGACAUGGCGCAGCUGGGCUUGUUAUUGCAGACUGUCCACUGA